AUGGGGCGUGAUUUAACAGAAGGGGAGCUGGAGGCGAUCAGUGUCAUUGAACGAGUUGGCUCCGUAUUCUCGCUGUUGGGAUGUCUUUUCGUUAUCAUUACCUUCACCUUCUCGAAGGCUUUCCACAAGCCUAUUAACCGCCUAGUCUUUUAUGCCUCCUUCGGUAAUAUGAUGACCAACGUUGGAACAUUGAUGUCAAGAAGAUACGUGAUGGAGAUUGAUACGUUUGGAUGCCAAUUUCAAGGAUUUCUUAUACAAAUGUUCCUGCCCGCUGAUGCCUUUUGGACAUUGGCUAUGGCAUUUAAUGUCUACUUAACUUUUUACUACAAGUUUGACGCCGGUAAACUCCGUAUGAUGGAAAAAUGGUACCUCUUAAUAUGUUACGGCGUUCCAUUCGUUCCCGCGCUCACCUACGUUUUUGUGAGAACGGAGUCGGCUGGAAGGAUGUAUGGCAAUGCCACUUUAUGGUGUUGGGUUAGCUCGGGAUGGGAUAUCUUUCGGAUCAUUACUUUCUACGGUCCUGUCUGGGUUGUUAUCUUACUUACAAUGGCUAUCUAUAUCCGAGCAGGGAAAGACAUAUAUCAGAAGCGCAAGCAACUACGAAAUUUUGGCGCUAGCAGCAGCGCCCACGAUCCCGAUGCAUUGAAUAUGAACGACCCCUAUUCAGUGAAGACGACCGAAGUAACAGUCACGUCCGAAGCUGCUGGAGAGGGCGGAAGUGGAAUCGACCUCGCACCCCUUGGAAGAUUCGGCAUGAAUAAGAGCAACCCGUCGUACUCGGUAACAAUAUCGUCGAAUAAUGCGAAAGGUAGCGGCAAAGCACAAGAGGGGGACGUCGUGAUUCCUAUUCAGAGCAACGUGCCGCAGACACCAGCCGCAGCCCAGUCACGAGCAAAAUCGCAAAAGAGAAGGGCGAACUUCGAGGCCAAUAAUGCUGCGUGGUCAUAUAGCAAGUGUGCCAUCCUCUUCUUUACGGCGCUCCUUGUUACUUGGCUUCCUUCGACAGCGAAUCGCGUGUACAGUAUCGUCAAUACGAAUAGCGUGCUAGCAUCCCUCGAGAUUAUGAGCGCAAUCGUCUUACCACUUCAGGGGUUCUGGAACUGCCUGAUAUACGUCGCGACAAGUUGGGAGGCAGUGAGGAUGACAUUUUUAGAUAUCCGGGUCCGUAUCACCGGACGACGCCCCGAGUUGAGCCAGUACGGCAACGAACACCAGGAUAAACGAAAUUUCGCAUUCAGGCUUACAAGCCGAAGUUCACAUAAAGACAUAGAGAGCGAAUCAAUGACGGAGUUAGCUAAUAGCAGCAGGACGUCGCAAUCUCACCAGGAUGCGAAAGGGUAG
Molecule: messenger RNA, 1341 nt
Organism: Daldinia childiae
Lineage: Eukaryota; Fungi; Ascomycota; Sordariomycetes; Xylariales; Hypoxylaceae
Product: Cyclic AMP receptor-like protein A
Exons: 4
Coding region: 1-1341 (446 amino acids)
Biological process (GO): cell surface receptor signaling pathway; adenylate cyclase-activating G protein-coupled receptor signaling pathway
Cellular component (GO): plasma membrane
Molecular function (GO): G protein-coupled receptor activity
Source: RefSeq, a predicted model, not a curated record